AUGCUCGGUGCUCUGAAUCCACAGGAGCCGGCUCUUCCACCUCAGCAGCAGGCCAAGGCCAAGGCCAACACUAUCACCACCUCCGACACCGUUAUCCCGCUUUCGCCUGUAGCGGGGCGGGACUCCACGGGGAGAAUACAGGAGGGCCGAGCCAACGACCACCCCGCAGGGGUAUCUCCACCGCCGUGCGGUCGCCGCGUAAAAGGAAGUACUGUGGCAGGAACAAACGAGGGCGCAGAGGCUAGGGCAACCAAGAGGAGGCGCAAGACCUCUCCUAGCACCACCUCCGCUGAAGAAGCGGAACGAAGCGCGAUGGAGCUUCGAGUGGGGAAGAAGUACCGCCUCGGUCGCAAGAUCGGGAGCGGGUCCUUCGGGGACAUCUACCUGGGGACCAACAUGACCACGGGAGAAGAGGUGGCCAUCAAGCUGGAGUCGACAAAGACGAAGCACCCUCAGCUGCUCUACGAGUCGAAGAUCUACCGCAUAUUGCACGGUGGAUUGGGUAUUCCCACGGUGAGAUGGUACGGUGUGGAGGGGGACUACAAUGUGAUGGUUCUCGACUUGCUCGGGCCCUCGCUAGAGGACCUGUUCAACUACUGCAGCCGGCGUUUCAACCUCAAGACGGUGCUCAUGCUGGCGGACCAGUUGCUGAGCCGGUUGGAGUACGUGCACACAAAGAGCUUCAUCCAUCGGGACGUGAAGCCGGAUAACUUCCUAAUUGGCCUCGGCAAGCGCCAGAACAUCAUCCACAUCAUUGACUUCGGUUUGGCGAAGAAGUACCGGGACCCGCGGACACACCAGCACAUCCCGUACCGCGACAACAAAAACCUGACGGGUACGGCGAGGUAUGCCUCCAUCAACACGCACAUCGGGAUCGAGCAGAGCCGACGGGAUGACCUCGAGUCUUUGGGGUACGUGCUGAUGUACUUCAUAAGGGGGAGCUUGCCGUGGCAGGGGCUGAAGGCCAACACCAAGAAGCAGAAGUACGAGCGCAUCAUGGACCGCAAGAUGAGCACCUCCACGGAGCAGCUGUGCAAGGGCUACCCAUCGGAGUUCCGGUCGUACUUCGAGUACUGCCGCUCGCUUCGCUUCGAAGACCGCCCAGACUACGCGUACCUCAAGCGCCUGUUCAAGGAGCUCUUCUACCGGAAAGGGUUCCAGUACGACAAUAUGUUCGACUGGACCGUCCUCAACUUGCAGAACGAGCGCUGCCGCACCGGCGGUGGGGGGGGCGGCGCGGACCAGCGACCGGUGUCGGCACCCAGGGCUGAGGAGCCGAUCGGCUACGGGGGGGCGUCUGGGGCCGUGAGGACAGCGGCGGACGGGGUUGGGGGCGCCUCUGGGGAAGGAGGAGGCACUCGAUCAGGGAGGGUUGCCAGACAGAGCGCCGUGGGGGGCUUGGGCUACGGUGCUGACACCCGUGGGGCAACGACGGGUUCGCGACCAGGAGCUGCCCCAAGGGCCUCCGACAGGAGUCAACCGUCGCGAUUCGAGGGGUGA
Molecule: messenger RNA, 1500 nt
Organism: Ectocarpus siliculosus
Lineage: Eukaryota; Phaeophyceae; Ectocarpales; Ectocarpaceae
Source: the annotation of a GenBank genome assembly